Messenger RNA from Crotalus tigris (Tiger rattlesnake), 1644 nucleotides. Its product is annotated as zinc finger protein 202-like. The transcript is spliced from 7 exons. Gene Ontology annotation, biological process: regulation of DNA-templated transcription. Bases 609 to 1481 code for a protein of 290 amino acids. The record is from RefSeq and is a predicted model, not a curated record. Lineage: Eukaryota; Metazoa; Chordata; Lepidosauria; Squamata; Viperidae.
CUCCUAUUGGACCACUGGAGGGCGAAGGUCACGGCUGGCUUUCCAGAGGAGGCGGUGAACAGAGUGACGUCACAUGCACUUGCCGCUCUAGGACGCCGCACUCGCUCACCUUAAUCCUUUCAGUUCGGGAGACGAAGGGGCUGCGGGAGUGUCUUGCGGAGGAGCCGUUCACACGUGUCUUAGGGGGGACAGGGGCUUUUCCCGUGCAAAGGGAGGCGGGGAAGGGAGAGACCCGUGCCCCGCUCAACCCUAUCCCGGGUCCCAUGUUCCCCAGCUGUUCUCUCCAUGCAGGGGGAAGCGGAGCUUCACAGCAGCAGCAGAACCGGGGAUCCCAGGAAGUCGGCGGCCCCUUCAGCUGCCUGCUUCCCAGCUCUCCCCGAGGAGACCUCGGCCCUGCGCUUGGCUGACCCGGUUGGGCUCCGAGAAAGUUGUAUAUACAAACUCGCAGCCAUUUGUAGUCUUUGCAAGCCAAAAUUUUCUCUUGGGCAAGAAGAGCUUGCAGUGGUCAGCCCAGCAGCAGUGGAAACGGUCCUAUGAAUUAAAAGAUGUUUGGAGAUUCACAAGAGUCCUUGGACACAUUUGGAAUUGCUCUAUAGAACAGAGAAGGAAUGGAGACACGACCUUUAAUAAAUGAGGGAAUUGGAAGUGGCCCUUCAGCUGUUCAGCCUGGGAACUGUGGGAGGCUCUGGGCAAGAACUGGGCAGAAGAUCCUGGAGGAGGAAACCGUCAUCCAUUCAGAAGUUCAGUCCUGGAACUUCAAGACCAUCCAAUACCAGGAGGCUGAGGGUCCCCGAGGACUUUGCAGCCGACUCCAUACAUUUUGUAGGCAAUGGCUGAGACCAGAAAAGCACACCAAAGCCCAGAUGCUGGACCUGGUUCUUCUGGAGCAGCUCCUGACCCUUCUGCCCCCAGAGAUGGAGAGCUGGGUGAGGGAAUGUGGAGUAGAGACCAGCUCCCAGGCGGUGGCCCUGGCUGAAGGCUUCCUCCUGAGCCAGGCAAAGGAGCAGAAGGAGCAUGUCGAGUUGCAGUCCUUCGCUGUGGAGAUCAGAGAUCCUGAAGGAAGGAGGAAUCCAUCAAAUCUCUCUGAGGAUCUGUUGUUCAAGAGGGUACCUCAGGAAGAUUCAAGCCAGGACACCAUCAAAGGGAAACAUAGAAUGGAGUUUUCUGGUCUUUCUGGUGGAGCUGAAACAGUGGUUGAACCUCCAAAUGAAGAGAGUCUUGUGUCCUUUGAGGAGGUGGCUGUGUAUUUUUCUGAGGAGGAGUGGUCUCAGUUGGAUCCUGACCAAAAAGCCCUUCAUUGCAAAGUCAUGCUGGAAAAUCAUAGGAAUGUGGCCUCUCUGGUUCUAAGAUGGUGGCCCCUGGAUCAGCUACGGCUACAUUGGCUCUCGAAGGUGAAAAGUUUUGGGAGGGAUAUAAAGGAUAGAGGCCACAUGAUCAGGAAGGUUUUAAUGUGUUUGAGCAACGUGAUGGAACUAAGAUAACAUACGACCGACAAUCUUUGCUGGGAUGGUAAUAAUGGGCAGCAGAAUCAAGAUUCCUGUGAAUUGUUUCCAGUAAUCAUUGCUGGAGAUGGAACAGAGAAAUCUGCAAUUCGAAAGAAAGUACAAAGACAUGAAAGAAACCAGUUAAAUAAUUGGAAUCAGG